CCGGUCGCGCACUGCUCUCUGGGUAACCGAGUCCACGUCUUCAGUAAUUCAAGCAGCAUCACUUGUUAGCAAGAUGCCGGCCGUUCAUAAAUUACUGCUAGAAGAAGCCCUGCAAGACAGUCCUCAGACUCGCUCACUGCUCAGUGUGUUUGAAGAGGAUGCAGGGACUCUCACAGACUACACCAACCAGCUCCUGCAGUCUAUGCAGAGAGUGUUCGGGGCACAGAAUGAGAUGGCUUUGGCCACAGAACAGCUCUCCAAACAGUUACUUGAGUAUGAGAAACAGAACUUUGCUCUGGGGAGGGGAGAUGAGGAGGUGAUCAGCACGCUUCAGCACUUUGCCAGAACUGUGGAAGAGCUGAAUGCUCUGCAUACUGACCUGGCCUCUCAGAUUGCCAACAGGAUGGUGUUUCCCGUGGUGCAGUUCAGAGAGAAGGACCUGACUGAGAUAAGCACACUGAAAGAGAUAUUUGGAAUUGCCACUGAUGAACACGAGGCAGCCAUGGUUAAAUACAGUAGACUCCCCAAGAAGAGGGAGAAUGAAAAGCUGAAAGCAGAGGUUGUGCGGGAGGUGGCGUUUUGCAGAAGAAAGCAGCACCAGGCCUCUAUGCAGUAUUACUGUGCUCUCAAUGCCUUACAGUACAGGAAGAGAGUAGCCAUGCUGGAACCCUUGCUGGGAUACACACAAGCACAGAUAAACUUCUUUAAGAAAGGGAUGGAACUGGUUUCCAAGAAAAUGGACAGUUUCUUGGCUUCUGUGAGCAGCAUGACUCAAAGCAUCCAGGCUCAGUUAGAUGCAGAGGCAGAGAGUAUGCGUUUGUCUCAGAGAGAGUUGCUGUCAGUGGAGGACACGGUGUACAUGCCUGACCACGACCUGGUGCCCAUCAACCGCACACUCAUCCAAAAAGCAGGCUACCUCAACAUUAGAAAUAAGACGGGGCUGGUGACCACAGCCUGGGACCGGCUGUAUUUCUUCACGCAAGGAGGCAACCUGAUGUGCCAGCCGCGUGGUGCAGUGGCAGGGGGCAUGGUGCUGGACCUGGACAACAGCUCUGUCAUGGCCGUGGAGUGCGAGGACAGACGUUACUGCUUUCAGAUCACAUCACCUACUGGAAAAACGUCUAUGAUUCUUCAAGCAGAGAGCAAAAGGGAAUAUGAAGAGUGGAUUUGCACCAUCAACAACAUUUCCAGACAGAUCUACCUGACAGACAACCCUGAGGCAGUGGCCAUCAGGCUGAAUCAGACAGCCAUCCAGGCAGUCACGCCCAUCACCAGUUUUGAAAAGAGAGCAGAGGGCUCCCCCAACCCUGACAGGGCUAAACCAGGUGGAGUAGCUCACAGCAGCGUUAAGAAGGCCACUACUGUCCCAGAGCCUGAAGACCUAAUCGCCCCCGGAACGCCCAUCCAGUUUGACAUAGUGCUGCCUGCAUCUGAGUUCCAGGACCAGAACAGAGCUGGAGGGAGACGCACAAACCCUUUUGGCGAGACAGAAGAGGAGAGCUCUUCAGGUGCUGAUGAUUCUUUGCUACAGCAGGUGUUCGCUGUGCGGUUUCUGGGCUCUAUGGCCGUGCGCUCUGGCCACACACAGGAAGUCAUCUAUGAGGCAAUGAGGCAGGUGCUUGCAGCUCGAGCCAUACACAACAUCUUCAAAACCAGCGAGUCCCACCUGAUGGUCACCAGUAGCUGCCUCCGCUUGAUCGAUCCUCAGACACAGGUCACUAAAAUAAGUUUCCAGCUAAAGGAUGUUACUCAGUUUGCAGCGCACCAGGAGAACAGCAGGCUGAUGGGCUUCGUGGUGGAGGGGAGAGACUGGAGUGAAGGAGCAGAGGAGGGACAGCCCUCCUUCAGUGCCUACAUCUUUGAGAGCAACACUGAGGGAGAGAAGAUCUGCUACACAAUAAACUUAGGCAAGGAAAUUACAGAAGCGAAGAAGGACCCAGAAGCUCUAGCUCAGCUGAUGAAGUCAAUGCCUCUGACUAAUGAUGGGAAGUUCCUGUUGUUGGAGAGCGAGACAGGCGAGGCAGCUAAUGGAGGAGGACAAGAGGACCUGGAGUCUGAGGCCUGAACACUCCCCACCCUCAAGUUAGAUUUAUUAGCUCUCUCAAAGAAAGAGUGCUGAUCCAGGCUCAUCUUUUACCUCUCAUAUCCUAAUGAAAGGAGUGGGAGGAGACCCUGGAUCAGCACUCUGCAGUGUCAGACGCAAACUGACCCUCUGCUCUACUUUAUUCCAUAAGCCUGGAUUCAACAUGCCAAUUUUGCUCUUAAACAACAGUUAGCAGUGUUGAAUGAAUUUUCGCACCUAACAGAGUUUAGAGAUUUGGGUAUACAGUGAAUUUACAUUAGUUUAUGCAGAACAGACCAAUUAAAUACUUCUGCUGAAGACCACAUGGAUCUCCUGUCGUAAUAUACAGAAAAAUUAGUACGUUUAGAUGAGAAUCCUGCAAAUUAUUACUGAUGGUCUUUUCAGUGUGCCCUGAUUAUCAAAUUAAAUUGGCAGCCAAUCAGCUGAGGUGCAUGUUUUUAACAUGUCACUGCAAGAAACUUAACCACAGAUUGACUUGUCUAGGCCUUAAAGCAGAUUUUACACUGUAGCUGCUCUUCUUCAUUAUAGCUGAUCGUACAGGACAGUAGGACAAUAAAUGGUCUUACUGGCUGCUAUCCAGUCUUCAAUAAGAACUGAGAUUAGAAGGGGGGAAAAAAUGAGGGGGGCUUCUUAAGAGCACUGAGGUCCUAGCUUUCUAUGAGAGGAUAAGUUGAUUGGACUGGAUCAAAACUGACCUCUAACAAGUCCUCUUCACUCAGUAUCUCAGCUUACCUCUGUACUGCGGAGCAUGAUUUAAAAGGAUGCCGUCUCUAGUUUAUCAUCAUAGUUGGGUUCAGUGUUUUUGGCUGCUGCGUCAUAGAGACUGUUUCUUUCUGUAAAGAGGUACAGGGGUCCUCUUACUAAAAAAAAAAAAAUUAAAUAAAAUAAAUAUCUGGUCAGUUUUUGUUUACCAGGGCUUUGAAUUUCAUAGUUACAAUUCAUCUGCUAAAUAAGUAGCAGUAAAAGGAAGCCUAUGCAGAUGUUAUUAAUUACUAGGCAUCAGGGCAUCAGUUUAGACCUUCCAGCUUAGCUAGACCUACUCUCUUCAUUUUCUGCUGGUAUAGAAAUAUGUAACAUGUUUUAAGCACAGAACAUGGCUGCACUUCCCAGAGUUGUCUUGUAAGACAGCAUUCCUUAAGAGUUUGGUUAAUUGCACUAAUGUAAGUAGAUAGGAUUACUUCUUUCUUUAAAAUUACAAACGGUACUGUAAUGUGAAACUAAAAAAAUAUUAUACUGUAAUUCAGCUAAAUUCCGUGCUAUGGGUGGUUAUUAUGCAGAUGCUGAAUCAGGGUCUGCAUCCCCUUCACAGACUCCAGUGCUGUUAGAUCAGAGGCAAGCUGCAAGCUGUUAAACAGACUAUCCCUGCAAGACCUGUCCCCUGUUGGCUGUAUGUAUGCGUGUAUAUGUGUGUGCAAUUUGGGUGAGAAUUUGCUGCAAGACAGCUUCUUGACCAAAAGGAUUUGAAAGUCUUUGAACCUGUGCUGAAUUACUUUUCUCAGACAUGAAGGAAUAAGAAGUGUAUUUUUACUCAAUAAUCUCAUUCCAUACAUUCUCCUCAGGUCAUUUUAAGUAAAUGUCUUUUACAUUCAUUUGUUUAAAAAAAAAAAAAAAUUCCAGAACACUAAAUAGGUGUUGAUAUUAAUUCUCAUUUCAUUUUUUAUGUAGGAAUGUGUGCAGUGCUCUGUUUACAGUGAGUGGCAUGCACAUUUAGAUUGAACGUGCAGUUUACAAUCAUUUUAUAAGGGGUUUAAAAUACUCCACAAAUACUAAAUAGCAGCGAGUGGAGUUUGACACUGCUGGUAAUUAGUUCAGUAUAAAAUGAAGAUUUGUUGCAUAGAGGCUCCUGGUACAAAGGCUGUCCAUGUUAAAACUUUGACACAGACAACGAUAAAGUUAAUAAGAUGGUGGCGGUGAAUACUAAAAAUAUUGUAUUUUUAAGAUGGAUAAUAUAAUGACUAUAGAGAUGUUAGCUCAUUUCAGAAUCACUUCUCUCCAAACAAGCACAUCAUUGAGGCUUUUUUUGUGGCUCCCUGACAACGCUGUUUCUCCUAAAGGGCUCCCCCCCCACCACUCCUAAAUAUUCCUUAUUUAAUAUGCUUGUUUGUCUGAAUUGAAUGAUGCGUGCCUAUGAGCAACUUCUUUUCCUGCUGUAAUCUGCAAUAUAUACAUAAGGAAAAUGAGUUUGGUGCACUUCAGUAUUGUACAUGAAAGCAGAAUAUACAUGAGAUUUUGUUUUCCAAACAGUAAUUACUGGCUUAUGUAAGAAUGGUGGCAGUUAUAUGCUUGAACCAAAAGCAAGCUGUUAAGAAAAGGCUCAGUGGGUGGACAGGAACUGGCUCAUUUUCAGUGUUUAUUGGAGCCUGGAAAAGACUACAACAGACUGAAGUGCAUGUAAACAUGUCUGUUUCUCAAUAACAGCAUCUUUUGUUUUGUCUGCUGAUAGACUGUACCAUCAGGAGGUUAAAAAGGCAAAUAAUAGCAUUUGAAUAAACUGAAAAAAAGAAGCGCUCUCAGAGCAGAACUGCUUUCGGUGGAAGAAAACUUUGGGUGAAAUUUAAUUUGGCAUUGUCUAUUGUCAUGAAGGCUUUGCACGUUUUUCUUUGUCUUUUCUUAAAAACAACUGUAAUAACAUCUUUAAUAAAGCUAUGUGACAAUUUCUAA
Molecule: messenger RNA, 4744 nt
Organism: Pygocentrus nattereri (red-bellied piranha)
Lineage: Eukaryota; Metazoa; Chordata; Actinopteri; Characiformes; Serrasalmidae
Gene: appl2
Product: adaptor protein, phosphotyrosine interaction, PH domain and leucine zipper containing 2
Exons: 21
Coding region: 74-2065 (663 amino acids)
Biological process (GO): signaling
Cellular component (GO): endosome membrane; cytoplasm
Molecular function (GO): protein binding
Source: RefSeq, a predicted model, not a curated record